Molecule: messenger RNA, 1836 nt
Organism: Acipenser ruthenus (sterlet)
Lineage: Eukaryota; Metazoa; Chordata; Actinopteri; Acipenseriformes; Acipenseridae
Product: zinc finger protein 239-like
Exons: 2
Coding region: 108-1262 (384 amino acids)
Biological process (GO): regulation of cytokine production; regulation of immune system process; negative regulation of transcription by RNA polymerase II
Source: RefSeq, a predicted model, not a curated record
CUGAAUUAAUUUUUUUUUUCACAGGAAAAGCUAUGAGCUACAAUCAGCUCGUUUACGUAAAAUAUUUCUGAUAUCACAGUUCAUGUUUGCGGUCCACAUUAGAGGAAAUGCUAAACAGCACUCAACUGUAUGUAUUUUGCGAUUGGUAUAUUCCUUGUUCCGUAGCCUCUCCCCCGUUCUGUGUGGAAGGUAGAGACACUGAGGGAGAGCAGAUAGGAGGACUGCCUUAUCUUUGUGAAAGCCAAGGAACGAAGAUGGAUUCUGUUUACAUUAAACAGGAGGAGGUUCUGGAAUUCGAUCCUUUCCACAUUAAAGAAGAGACUGAACUGGAGCCUGUCCACAUGAAAGAAGAGACUGAACUGGAGCCUGUUCACAUUAAAGAAGAAGAGACUGAACAGGAGCCUGUCCACAAUGAAGAAGAGACUGAACUGGAGCCUGUCCACAUUAAAGAAAAGGAGUCUAUUGACUUGUUUAAGGAUUCCAAAAACAUAUCCCAACCGAAGUUAUCACAUAAAUGUACUGAAUGUGGGAAGAGCUUCAGUCAGUUAGGAAACCUAAAAACACACCAGAGAAUUCAUACUGGAGAGAAGCUGCAUAACUGUAUUGUAUGUGGGGAGCGUUUCAGUCAGUUAGGAACCCUAAAAAGACACCAGCUAAUUCACACUGGAGAGAAGCCACAUCAUUGCAUUGAAUGUGGGAAGAGCUUCAGUCGGUUAGGAAGUCUAAAAAGACACCAGCGAAUUCACACUGGAGAGAAGCCGCAUCACUGUACUGAAUGUGGAAAGCAUUUCAGUCAUCUAGAAAGCCUCAAAAUACAUCAGCGAAUGCACACUGGAGAGAAGCCGUAUCUCUGUUCUGAAUGUGGGGAAAGUUUCAAUGUGUUAGCAAACCUAAACAUACACCAGCGAAUUCACACUGGAGAGAAGCCGUAUCACUGUACUGAAUGUGGGAGGAGUUUCAGUCAGCUAGGAAGCCUAAAAAUACACAAGCGAAUUCACACUGGAGAGAAGCCGUAUCACUGUACUGAAUGUGGGGAGAGUUUCAGUGUGUCAGCAAACCUAAAUAUACACCAGCGAAUUCACACCGGAGAGAAGCCAUAUCACUGUAAGAAAUGUGGGAAGAGUUUCAGUCAGCUAGGUAGCCUAAAAAUACACCAGCGAAUGCACUCUGGAGAGAAGCCGUAUCACUGUACUGAAUGUAGGGAGAGCUUCGGUCAGUUAGGAAGCCUGAAAACACACCAGCGAAUUCACACUGGAGAAUAGCCAUAUCACUGUUCGGAAUGUAGGGAGCUUCAGUCAGUCAGGAAGCCUAAAAACAUCAGCAAAUUCACACUGGAGAGAAGCCGUAUCACUGUACAAAUUGUUGCAAGACAUUUGCUUACACCAGUCCAUUGAAAAAGUGUAAAUGCCAGUUUUUAAAAUGCAGUUGAAACUGACAGAAAUCAAUAUUCAGCAGUAUUACAACAGUCUUUGUUUUCGGCCCCUCCAGUCCAGGUCUUUGUUUCAACCAGAUUGUAAAUUAAUGAAUCAACCUUCUUAUAAAUCAUUCAGGACCUCAUUGGAAGUGAGGGCCACUGCUCUAUACCAAUCAAACCUGUGUGAUGCUCCAGUGAUAAUGUUUUUAAAGAAACCCGUUUCUGUGCCUACCUAAGGGGAUGUAAUUAUGCUUUAGUCUACAUGACAGAAUGAGUGUGUGCCAAAGCAGCUGUCAAAUGUUUGCUUGUAUUUUAAUCCUCAAAUGUAUUUGAUAAAAGUAUGUUGAUUUUUUUUUUAACGGUGUGAAAAAUAGUAAACUAUGUAAUCAUUGUGUUUUCAAUAAAAACAAUCUUCUUCUGUU